Postia placenta MAD-698-R-SB12 is the source of this 501-nucleotide messenger RNA. RefSeq lists its product as hypothetical. The transcript has 2 exons. The coding region runs from base 1 to 501 and encodes 166 amino acids. NCBI's taxonomy places the organism in Eukaryota, Fungi, Basidiomycota, Agaricomycetes, Polyporales, Adustoporiaceae. The record is from RefSeq and is a predicted model, not a curated record.
AUGCCUCAAGAUCUUCCGUCACAACGUGAGAAGCUGUAUAACGUGAUCCCGGACGUCGUCGAUUUUGCGCUGACGGGCCUUGAGGAACCGCAGUGCGUGUUGGUUGUGCAGCUCGUCGACGUCCCUGAACUAGAGGAUGAUGGCUGGGAACUCCCUGCGGAUGACGAGGAUGACAGUGUCGCGGUCCUCGAGGUCAUCCCAAAGGGUGAGGAUGAGCUCCGCGUGUUGGCGCGUGCGUGUCUCGGGUUGGACGAGAACGUCAUCGAUGGCGAGGCCGUGGAAGUGAUAGAUAUCUGGUUGGAACGCGUAGCGCAGAAACCAAUUGUCCUUGCUUGUGGAAUAUUCGGUUGUGUUUUGGGCAGACAUAUUGUUGCUGCAUGCUGGGAACGCUCAUUGGCAUUUAUGGUUGUGGGCUUCAGCUGGAUACGCAUCGUCGUGGUUAAUAUCUCCGUUAUGAUUAGCACGUUACGAGCAUGGACCAUCGACGAUUCGCCCGCCUAA